This is a messenger RNA of Laccaria bicolor S238N-H82, 1338 nucleotides long. RefSeq lists its product as uncharacterized. The annotation marks the transcript as partial. The transcript is spliced from 12 exons. NCBI's taxonomy places the organism in Eukaryota, Fungi, Basidiomycota, Agaricomycetes, Agaricales, Hydnangiaceae. Gene Ontology annotation, molecular function: oxidoreductase activity. The record is from RefSeq and is a predicted model, not a curated record.
CACCGUCACCCCGCCAUGAAGGUCGCCGUCGUUGGGUCCGGCGUCUCUGGCCUGGCUGCGACUUGGCUGCUUAAUGAGCACAGCGACCACGAGGUCCACCUCUACGAAUCAGACUAUCGACCAGGAGGGCACGCGAAUACAGUUCGUUUCUUACCGAAGGGAAAAUCAUGGGAGAACGGUGUCGAUGUUGAUACAGGCUUCAUAGUCUUCAAUCCUUCCACCUACCCCAACUUUCUCCGUUUCCUCCAGCGCUGUAUCCGCAUUAUCCCGGCUGAGAUGACGUUUAGUGUCUCUCGGGACCAGGGCGUGUUUGAGUGGGCUGGGAAGAAUGUAGCCACAGUCUUUUGCCAGCCCCGGAGGCUCUUUGAUCCCCAAAUGUGGAGAAUGGUCUACGAUGUGGUUCGAUUCAAUGCGUCCGCGCGGAACUUUUUGCUAUCGGUAGAUGAAGACAAACCAAGCGAAAAAUCCAUUGGAGACUAUCUUGACCAAGGAGGCUAUUCCGAAGCCUUUCGGAACAAUUAUCUGAUCCCGAUGACGGCAGCCAUCUGGAGUACUCCUCCAGGAAAAUGUAUUCUUGAUUUUCCUGCGCAAACAUUAAUUCAGUUCAUGUACAAUCACUCUCUCCUCCAAAUAACCGGGAGACCUCCCUGGCGAACCAUUCAAGGUGGAAGCCAACGUUACGUCGACAAGAUCAUCGAGAAGCUUCCACGAGAACGUUAUCACCCUCAAACGCCUGUGACGUCUGUUGCUUCUCUGGAAUCGAAAGAGGGACGGGAGCAGAAGAUUCAACUUGUCACAGAAGAUGGAAACCAAGAGGAGUAUGACCAUGUUAUCCUUGCUUGCCAUUCCGACGAAGCCCUCAAGAUUUUGCGUGCUGGCGGGAUUACGGAGGAUGAAGACCGUAUUCUCAGCCAGAUCGAAUGGAACAAGAAUGAAGUUGUGCUACAUUCAGAUGUGCGGUUGAUGCCUCGAAGUCGAAUGGCAUGGUCUUGUUGGAACUAUCUCACAGUAACCACCCAGCACGAUGGCGGUACCCAGGGAUCCACGCGGAAACGGGAUAUAGAUCGAGUUUCACUGACGUAUGGCAUGAAUGAUUUGCAGCACAUUUCAGAAGAACUCUAUGGUCCGGUACUCGUCACUCUAAAUCCACCGUUCGAACCAGACGCAGCCAAAGUUGGGGGACGAUGGAAAUACGAACAUCCUGUGCUGAACUCAAAGACUGUUCGUGCUCAACGAGAAAUGCACAAAAUCCAGAACAAACGUUCAAUCUCAUUUGCAGGGGCUUGGCUCAAAUACGGGUUCCACGAGGAUGGUUUCACGUCAGGUCUCUUAGCUGCA